Molecule: messenger RNA, 5206 nt
Organism: Pyrus x bretschneideri (Chinese white pear)
Lineage: Eukaryota; Viridiplantae; Streptophyta; Magnoliopsida; Rosales; Rosaceae
Product: putative disease resistance protein At3g14460
Exons: 2
Coding region: 111-4052 (1313 amino acids)
Biological process (GO): defense response to other organism
Molecular function (GO): ADP binding
Source: RefSeq, a predicted model, not a curated record
ACCUUUUAAGUCUGCACGGUGAAGACCAGAUUCUUCCGCGUCUUUGAUUAGUUGUGAUACAUUCUCUCAACUGUGUCACCAAAUUUCCAUUUGCAAAGAAGAGAUCGAUCAUGGCGCUGGCGGUGGUAGGUGGAGCCGCUCUCUCGGGUUUCUUCCAGCAAGUAUUUGUGAAAUUGGAUUCUCAGGAGGUCAGGAACUUCAUCAGAGGAAAGAAACUGACUAAUGGGUUGCUGAAGAAGUUGAGGAUCAAGUUGAAUUCUGUCAGUGCGGUUUAUGAUGAUGCCGAGCAAAAGCAAUUACGUAACCCACAUGUGAGGCUGUGGCUGCACGAGCUUAAAGAGGCAGUCCUUGAUGCUGAGGACCUACUGGACGAGAUCAAGACAGAAGCGUUGAGGCGAAAAAUUGAAGCUGAAUUUGGAAGUAGCACAAGCAAGGUACAAGACCUCAUCUCUGCUUCUUUUCAUGCUUUUGAUGAGUCUGUAGACAGCAAGAUAGAGGAAAUUCUUGAGAGGCUAAGCUUCAUUGUAGAACAAAAAGAUGCCCUUGAUUUGAAAAGAGGUAGUAGACACAAAAUCUCACAAACAUUGCUUUCAACUUCUUUAGUAGAAGGCUCUGAUGUGUAUGGAAGAGAUCAUGAGAGGGAAACCAUCAUUCAAUUGUUGCUAUCAAAUGAUGUCACUUGUAGUAAGAUUGGCAUUAUUCCCAUUGUGGGCAUGGGUGGGAUCGGAAAGACCACCCUUGCUCAGCUCUUAUACAAUGAUGAUAGAGUGAAGCAGCAUUUUGAGCUCCAAGCAUGGGUUUGUGUUUCUGAUGAGUUUGACGUUGUUAAGAUCACACAAACAAUUUAUGCCUCGGUCACUUCACAAACCUGUGAUACCACAGACCUAAACCAGCUUCAAGUCAAACUCAAAGGUGCUUUGGCGGGGAAGAAGUUUCUUUUUGUUCUUGAUGAUGUUUGGAACGAGAAUUACAAUAUUUGGGAUUCCUUAAAACGCCCCUUUGAGUCUGGAGAUCAUGGAAGUAAGAUCAUUGUCACCGCACGGAAUGAUGGUGUUGCAUCUACGAUGGGUACUCUUCAAACCUACUAUUUAGAGCACUUACUUGAGGAAGACUGUUGGUCUUUAUUUGCAAAACAUGCCUUCAAAGAUGCAAGUGUUAUUAUAGAUCCAAAUCUUGAGGAAAUUGGAAGACAAAUUGUUUGCAAGUGCAAAGGCCUUCCUUUAGCUGCAAAAUCUCUCGGUGGUCUCUUACGCUCUGAAUCAAAUGUGGAGGAAUGGGAAAAUGUGCUAAAAAGUGACAUAUGGGAGUUGUCAGAUGCAAAGAUUGACAUUUUGCCGGCUCUAUGGUUAAGCUACCAGUACUUGUCUUCGGAGCUGAAGCGUUGUUUUGCUUAUUGUUCCAUAUUUCCCAAAGAUUAUAAAUUUAACAAGUAUGAAUUAAUUUUGUUGUGGAUGGCUGAAGAUCUUUUACAACCUCAAAAGAAGACUAGGUUGGAAGAUGUUGGAAAGAAAUACUUUGAUGAUCUAAUCUCACGGUCAUUUUUUCAAUACUCGUCUUCAAAUGAUUGUUUCAUCAUGCAUGAUCUGAUGCAUGAUUUGGCGACUUACGUAUGUGGGGAAUUUUGCAUUAGAUUGGAAGACCAUGACUUCUCAUUGGACGUUGUGAACAAGGGCCGUCAUUUUUCUUAUUUGCAAUAUUCAUCUAAUGUUGAUUAUGAGAGAUUUGACACUGUUUAUGAAGCUAAGUAUCUGCGCACCUUCAUUCUUGGCAGAAGCUAUUUUCGGCCGCCAGUACGACUUGAUCUCCUUUUAAUGCUACAAUGUUUAAGAGUUCUCAAACUACGUGUGCAUGAUAUCACGGAGUUGCCUGAUUUGAUUGGCAACUUGAAGCAUCUACGGUACCUCGACUUGUGUAACACUCUAAUCCGGGAAUUACCUGACACGGUAUGCAGUUUGUGUAAUUUACAAACGUUAUUGUUGUCGAAUUGUCGCCAUCUUGUUGAGUUGCCCACUGAUUUGAGAAGACUUACCAACUUGCGUCAUCUUGAUUUCAGAGAUACGAAAAUAAAAAAGAUGCCCCCCCACAUGGGCAAGUUGAAGGAUCUCCAAACAAUUGGAGGUGAGUUUGUCUUGAGCAAAGAUGCUGGGGGAAACAUUGAUGAGUUAAAGGGGUUUCAGCAUUUGAGUGGAAAUCUUCAUAUUUCAGGGCUUCAAAAUAUCAGACAUGCUGAGGAUGCUUUGGAGGCCAAACUGAGGGACAAGAAGCUCAGUGAAAUACAUUUGAAAUGGGAAGGUGACACUGCUGAUUCUCAAAACGAUAGCCGAGUGCUGGGCAACCUGCAGCCCAAUACAAACCUAAAGGUACUGGCUAUAAAGGGAUACGGAGGUACAAAGUUUCCAGGUUGGUUAGGAGAUGAGUCUUUCUCUAAUCUCAUCACUCUCCGACUUGAGAAUUGUGGAUAUUGUUUCUCCCUGCCAGCAUUGGGGCAGCUAACCUCCCUCAAAAGGCUUGAAAUUGAUGGGUUGAAUGGAGUGGAAUUAGUGGGGUCUGAGUUUUAUGGGCCUGCAUUAAAAUCUCUGGAGUUUCUGAGUUUCCGCAGUAUGCCGGAAUGGCAAGAGUGGUAUUUCCCUGGAGGUGAAGAAGAAGAAGGCGGACAUUUUCCUAAUCUUUGCGAGCUUUGUCUGGAGAACUGUCCCAAACUAACGGGGAAAUUACCGUUACACUACUUCCCAAGACUUGAGCGGCUAAUUUUGCAGAAUGUUAAUAUCGAAUCCCUUGCUUGUUCGCAAGAAUGCAAUAAAUUCAAUAUUGAACUCCCAUCCCUCCGUGACUUGAGAAUAUCAGAUUGCCUGAAUCUGGUAUGUUUUGUGGGUGGUGGAGUGCUGCUUGCGCCCAACUUGAAGGAGAUAUCUAUGUGCCGUUUUAAAAACUUGUGGUCAGUGCCAGAAGAUAUGCACGCCUCUCUCCCGUCUCUUCAGUCUCUGUCCAUAGAAGGGUGUAAAGAAUUUAAAUCAUUUCCGGAAGAAUCUAAAUUCCCAUCCCUCGUUGUUUUGAAGAUAAAGGGAUGCCCAGAAUUUGUGGGUUUCCUCUAUGGAGGAGGACUGCAAGCGCCCAACUUGGAGACGAUGGAAAUUAAAGAAUGUAACGAAUUCAGGUCACUGCCAGAGGAGAUGCACGCCUCUCUCCCGUCUCUUCAGUCUCUGUCCAUAGAAGGGUGUAAAGAAUUUAAAUCAUUUCCGGAAGAAUCUAAAUUCCCAUCCCUCGAUUAUUUGGAGAUAAAGGAGUGCCCAGAAUUUGUGGGUUUCCCCCAUGGAGGAGGACUGCAAGCGCCCAACUUGAAGACGAUGCGAAUCGAAGAAUGUAACAAAUUCAGGUCACUGCCAGAGGAGAUGCACGCCUCUCUCCCGUCUCUUCAGUCUCUGUCCAUAGAAGGGUGUAAAGAAUUUAAAUCAUUUCCGGAAGAAUCUAAAUUCUUAUCCCUCGAUAAAUUGUAUAUAAAGAAGUGCCCAGAAUUCAGGUCACUGCCAGAGGAGAUGCAAAUCUCUCUCCCAUCUCUCUCGUGUUUGAGUAUAUGGGACUGUCCAGAAUUGGAAUCAUUUCCGGAAGGGGGAUUGCCGUCUAAAUUGCGUUCACUCAGUAUCUGGAAAUGUAAAAAACCGAUGGCAAACCGUAUGCGGUGGGGUCUACAAACACUCACCUCUCUCGAACACUUGGAUGUCGGCUUCUCAGAAUGUGAAGAAGAAGAAAUUGGCGAAUCAUUUCCAGAAGAGGGGCUGCUGCCAACCACUCUCACUUCUCUCGGAAUCCUCCAUCAUCCGAAUCUGAAAACCAUUGACGGCAAGGCGCUAAGACACCUCAUCUCUCUCGAGAAGUUGGAGAUUUUUUUUUGUCCUCGACUCCAGAGCUUGCCAGAUGAAGGGCUACCCACUUCUCUUUCUCGUCUACGAAUCUACAAGUGUGAUUUGCUAUCACAACGGUGCCACAGAAACACAGGAGAAGAUUGGCCCAAGAUUUCUCACAUCCCCGAAAUAUUGAUUGAUCAAUAUGACUGAGAGAUAUGAUUUGUAAUGGUUUGGAGUUGCGCAAUGAUACGUACGCGAAAAUUGUGAGCAAACAAAAGUAAACAACUCUUAUGCAUAAAUGUUGGCUGCCAGAAAAUCUCAGUAGUACCAGAGAAGAUAAGCUUGUAAUAAAUUUCGAAUUCUCAAAACAGAGUAAACAAGAGAAAGAAGAUCUACAUAUAAGCACCACUAGUUGGCCGGCACACAUGAUUUCUUUUACGAGCAUGUUCUUCAUUAUGGCGCUGUGUUCGACAUGCAUAUCCAUACCAGCAAUUUUCCCUGUUUGAUGCCUCUGUGGGUAGAUGAUAUUUGGGAAUCGAAAUCCGAAACCAGUACGAGAGGAAGGAGAUCAGCUUCUCAUAACAGUAAUUGCACGUAGGUGUCCCAGAAGUUAUUGCCUCGGAAUGAUUGAGGGGCAUCCUCAUUCGAUCAAUUUCUCUGUUGUUCAACUUUGUAAGCCAUUCUGCAAUAACAUCCUGCAAUGUUCUCCCCAACUGUGCGAUACGGUUCUCAGUGAUAACUUAUUCAUGUCGAUUGUUUUCACGAGCUGAAGUAGGGAUUCCAGAGAUGGUCCGUUCUGAGAUUGGUUUAAAAGUCUCGCGACUUGAAGGAGAUCUAUGUCCAGGUAUGUUUUGUGGGUGGGGAGUGCUGAUUGCGCCCAACUUGAAGGGGAUAUCUAUGUCCAGGUCCAAAAACAUGUGGUCAGUGCCAGAAGUGAUGCAAAUCUCUCUCCCAUCUCUUCAGUUUAUGAGUAUUUGUGAUUGUCCGGAAUUUGAAUGGUUUCCGCAAGAAUCUCAACUCGAAUCGCUUCUCCAUAUGAAUAUAUCCGGAUGCCCAAAUUUUGUGGGUUUCCAGGACGGUGGAAGGCUGUACGCGCCCAACUUGACCGAUAUAUUUUUCAGUGGAUGUAAGAAAUUGAAGUCACUGUCAGACAAAGAAGACUAAAUUAUCUAUAUUAGGCUAUUAGCAUCUCAAUUAGGCUUUUGCAGCCUGACGUCACAUAAUAUUUUAGGGAAGUGUUAUUGGCACUCCAAAAAUCUCAUUCUAUGCUUCUCACAACUGUAGUUUUCUUUCCUAAUACAGAAAGUUUAGAAUGUAGAAUGAGAUUUUUGGAGUGCUAAUAACAAUUCUUAUAUUUUAACCUA